AUGUGUACUCAUGGGCGCGUCGAAAUAGUCCCCAGAAAAUCAGGUGGUAACUGGGUGGGUGGGGCGUCUGUCAAAGCUGAAGGUGGUAGUGGGUCUGUCAAAGCUGAAGGUGGUAGUGGGUCUGUCAAAGCUGAAGGUGGUAGUGGGUCUGUCAAAGCUGAAGGUGGUAGUGGGUCUGUCAAAGCUGAAGGUGGUAGUGGGUCUGUCAAAGCUGAAGGUGGUAGUGGGUCUGUCAAAGCUGAAGGUGGUAGUGGGUCUGUCAAAGCUGAAGGUGGUAGUGGGUCUGUCAAAGCUGAAGGUGGUAGUGGGUCUGUCAAAGCUGAAGGUGGUAGUGGGUCUGUCAAAGCUGAAGGUGGUAGUGGGUCUGUCAAAGCUGAAGGUGGUAGUGGGUCUGUCAAAGCUGAAGGUGGUAGUGGGUCUGUCAAAGCUGAAGGUGGUAGUGGGUCUGUCAAAGCUGAAGGUGGUAGUGGGUCUGUCAAAGCUGAAGGUGGUAGUGGGUCUGUCAAAGCUGAAGGUGGUAGUGGGUCUGUCAAAGCUGAAGGUGGUAGUGGGUCUGUCAAAGCUGAAGGUGGUAGUGGGUCUGUCAAAGCUGAAGGUGGUAGUGGGUCUGUCAAAGCUGAAGGUGGUAGUGGGUCUGUCAAAGCUGAAGGUGGUAGUGGGUCUGUCAAAGCUGAAGGUGGUAGUGGGUCUGUCAAAGCUGAAGGUGGUAGUGGGUCUGUCAAAGCUGAAGGUGGUAGUGGGUCUGUCAAAGCUGAAGGUGGUAGUGGGUCUGUCAAAGCUGAAGGUGGUAGUGGGUCUGUCAAAGCUGAAGGUGGUAGUGGGUCUGUCAAAGCUGAAGGUGGUAGUGGGUCUGUCAAAGCUGAAGGUGGUAGUGGGUCUGUCAAAGCUGAAGGUGGUAGUGGGUCUGUCAAAGCUGAAGGUGGUAGUGGGUCUGUCAAAGCUGAAGGUGGUAGUGGGUCUGUCAAAGCUGAAGGUGGUAGUGGAUGA
Camellia sinensis is the source of this 987-nucleotide messenger RNA. The record is from RefSeq and is a predicted model, not a curated record. Lineage: Eukaryota; Viridiplantae; Streptophyta; Magnoliopsida; Ericales; Theaceae.